AUGCUAAAACCAGUACGGGUGUUAGCUGGUCUAGGAAACCCACCAAACAAAUGGACAAACCAACAGACUGAGUCAUUAAACACUAUCAUUAAAGAGGAGGCCGGUAACCAGGUAACAGAUCAAGCUACUAUUCACGAAAUACUUGAAGAAAGAAUUUUUUCACAGCAAGAGAAUGAAUAUAUUAAAGCUGUUUUUAACAUGGGGAAUACCGUUUGUCAUCUGAAUAUCAAAACUAUUCUGUUGAUCCUGUGGUAUGGUCACAAAAAACGCCAGAGCAACAAUCAAGUCACAUUAAGAAAGUGUUUAAAGCUCCUACGUCCUGUUCAGAGAAACACCCGUCGAUGAUACCAAGAAAGAAACUGUCUGUUUCGAUACAAGAUAGCGGCGUAGUUGGUGUUCCAAGCACAAUGUUGACCCAAAUUUGGAACAGUGCAGAAGUGAUUUUGUCAACUCAGAGCAUUAUUGAUGUGGGCAAAGGUACAUAUUGUGUUACAGAACAUGGCGGUAGUGCGAAUGUAACAGUCUAGAAAGAAAACCAGAUUAAUUGCAAGUGCCGUUAUUUUUCUGCGACGGCUGGUUUAUGUCCACAUGUUCUUGCAGUAUAUGAGAAUUUAGGCAAUCUUCCGAAGUAUUUGAAAUCGUACAACAAGAAGAGUGAUAAAGCAAGCAAAAUAAUUUUUGGUAACAUUCCCAUCAGAGCCGGUGAGAAACCAAGAGAGAAGAAAAAGAGAAAAGGAUCUAAUAAUGUUGAAUUGCACCCUAUUGUUGAAGAAGUGCGUAGGAAUGACAUCGACUUAGACUUCCCUAAACCUCUUAAUUUUACUGAGAUUUACCACAAUAAGAAUAACUUCGACGUUGUAUUUACAAAAGAUUACCGGAACAUAUCAAAAUGCGAAUCAUGCAAGAUAGAAUUUCCUACGGGAGGCAUUGUUUGCAUUCCACAAGAUAUAGCUAUUUUACAUAUGGAAAGGUAUUAUUACCCGAAAAAAGAUGCUGCGGCGAAUAUACGAAUGGAAGCUACAUGGAAAAAAGAAGUCGCAAGAUAUUACUGCAUGAAAAAGAAUUGUAUUCUUCAGAGGCAUCCUUAUUUUUGGAAAGGUAUGCUCAAGAUUGAAAAUGAUGUCCGCGAAAGACUGAAAGAAGGUCAUACAAAACUUUUAAAUGAUGCAUUCCAUUUGUCCUUGUGA
Molecule: messenger RNA, 1187 nt
Organism: Paramuricea clavata
Lineage: Eukaryota; Metazoa; Cnidaria; Anthozoa; Malacalcyonacea; Plexauridae
Source: the annotation of a GenBank genome assembly